AUGCUGUGUGCUUGUCAUGCUGAGUAUGACUACGAUGAGGACUUCCCGGCCGAGGAUGAGGCGGAGGAGCCCGUCACCGCCCCGGAGCCGGAGCCGGAGCCCGAGCCCGAGCCCGAGCCCGAGCCUUCCCCCUCGCCGUCGCCGGAGCCCGAGGAGCCGGUUGCCAUCCCGGACUACCUGGUGGCCAUUGAGGACGCCAUCACGCCGGCCAUGCGGAUGCUGCAGCGCCUGGAGACCGAGGUGUUCGGGCCGCUGCAGGCGGCUGGCUCGUCGCUGGACGAGGCCACGGCGGCCGUGCUGGCCGGCGCGGCGGACCAGCUGUUCGAGGCGCGCGUGACCCUGUCGGCCGACCGGGACGCCGUGAAGGCCACCGUGGCGCAGACGGUGGUGCCGAAGCGGGUGGCCGCCAAGCAGAGCCUGGGGCCGCUGCUGGCCGGCCUGCCCCGUGAUGGGGAGGUCGCCGAGGCGCUGGACCAGCUGGCCGGCCUGUGCGCCGAGGAGCAGCUCGCUGCCCCGGUGGACCUGGACAUGCUGAUGGACCUGCAGGCCAAGCUGGAGGGGUAUCUGGAGUCGACCGACGGCGAGGAGGCCGGCGAGGCGCUGGAGCAGCUCCGCAUCGCCGAGGCCGAGCAGGUUGCCUGGGACGAGUACCGGCGGUUCCUGAAGAUCUGCGGCGAGCUGCUCAACCGGCUGGUGGGCACCGGCGAGGCGGCCAAUGUGUCGCUGGCGGCCGGGGCCUCGCUGCGCACCAUUCAGAAGGUGCUGGCGGACUACCAUGCCGCGCAGCAGGGCCCGAAGAAGUCCCGCGGCAAGGACAGCGGCCGUGAUGACCGCCGCGCGCGCCGUGCCCGCAUGAAGGAGGCCACCAUCGAGCGUCGUCAGGUGGAGGAGACUCAGCCGGUAUGUGUGGCUUGGUUAUGGCGGGGGGGGGGGGGCGAUCCGUUUGCGGGCUUUUUUUUUCUCCUGUCUUCCUGUGGCCGCUUUGCUUUCUGA
Fonticula alba is the source of this 993-nucleotide messenger RNA. RefSeq lists its product as hypothetical. NCBI's taxonomy places the organism in Eukaryota, Rotosphaerida, Fonticulaceae. The coding region runs from base 1 to 993 and encodes 330 amino acids. The record is from RefSeq and is a predicted model, not a curated record. The transcript is spliced from 2 exons.